UACUUGCUCUGCAAAGCCGCAGCCUGAAUCAACUUCCACCAGCCCGCGCCACUUGCUCCAAUUUGAACCUUUACCCCCGACAGAGCAUCGCGUCUGCUGCAGUUUCCGCUAUUCGCCUCAGCUGUACUGCGGCGCAUUUUCCACCAGAACUCCCGCUGCUCGACUCUUUGCGCAUCGACCUCCCGCUUCUCAGACGCCCCGCCUGGCAACGACCACAGCUAGGCAUCCCGCUCGAAACCUCUACAUCCCGGCCGCAACGAGCACCAGCUGCCCAUCAUGAAGGUCACGUUUCGAGACCUCAAGCAACAAAAAUUCGUCCUCGACGUUGAGCCUACGGACAAGAUCUCCGCCGUCAAGGAGAAAAUCUCUGCCGAGAAGGGCUGGGAUCCCAAGAGCCAGAAGCUGAUCUACUCAGGCAAAAUCUUGAAAGAUGACGAUACCGUUCAGUCCUACAACAUCGAGGAGAAGGGAUUCGUCGUGUGCAUGGUAAACAAGCCUAAGCCUGCUCCUGCUGCUGCCGCACCACCGCCAGCUACUCCUGCGCCACCAGCGGCUGCCAGCACACCCGCCGCUCCCCCUGCGCCCGCCCAGCCUGCUACUCAAGCUCAAGCCGCUCCUCCCGCGACCCCGACUCCUAACCGGUCUACGGGGACGCCUUCUGGCCUGGCUAUGGGCUCUGAGCGGGCCGAGGCUAUCGCAAACAUGGAAGCCAUGGGCUUUGAGAGGACCCAGAUCGAGGCGGCUAUGCGCGCUGCCUUCAACAACCCGGACCGAGCCGUCGAGUACCUUCUUACUGGUAUCCCGGAGAGUAUCCAGCAGGAGCAGCAGCAACAGCGGGCUAACCCACCGCAGGCCGCCCCUGCAGCUGCUGCCCCUACUGCUGAUGACGAUGGUAGUGUUAACCUCUUUGACCUCGCUGCUCAGCGAAGAGGCGGGGGCGCCUCGGGUGGCUCGCCGGCCGCGGCCGCUGCUGGUGCCGCCCAAGGUGAUUUGGGUAACCUAGACUUCCUGCGCCACAAUGCCCAGUUCCAGCAGCUUCGCCAGGUGGUUCAGCAGCAACCCCAGAUGCUCGAGCCCAUCCUGCAGCAGCUUGGUGCUGGCAACCCUCAGCUCGCUCAGCUGAUUGCGUCAAAUCCGGACCAGUUCCUCCAGCUGCUUGGCGAGGAUGCCGAGGACGACGUCCCGCUGCCUCCCGGUGCCCAGGCUAUCUCCGUCACAGAAGAGGAGCGCGAUGCGAUUGAGCGGUUAUGUCGACUCGGAUUUGAUCGCGACCAAGCUAUUCAAGCCUACUUUGCAUGCGACAAGAAUGAAGAGCUCGCAGCCAACUUCCUCUUCGAUCAGCCGGAGGACGACGAGCCACCGACGAACUAGGGUUGGAACCGAGAAAACUAUCAUGACGACUUGACACAAUGGGGCGUAGGAUGACUCCGUGGCAAACCGCCGCACUCAUGUUACUUAUUGCAAAACACAGUAUCAUCUACAGGUUGGCCCGGCCGGACGAAGGAGGUACCGGCUUAAUUGGCCUGGAGAAGACUGGUAGGGACUGGGUAGGACGAGACGCUUUGAACAGGAUCUGAUGGAAGCUGUUGAGAUGGGACACCGGCAAACAACGAAACUCUUAUUCGGUGGUCCUUUCAGUAAAUAGCAAGACUGGUAUAG
Trichoderma citrinoviride is the source of this 1659-nucleotide messenger RNA. Its product is annotated as UV excision repair protein Rad23. The record is from RefSeq and is a predicted model, not a curated record. The transcript has 10 exons. Gene Ontology annotation, molecular function: proteasome binding; damaged DNA binding; polyubiquitin modification-dependent protein binding. Gene Ontology annotation, biological process: nucleotide-excision repair; proteasome-mediated ubiquitin-dependent protein catabolic process. The coding region runs from base 277 to 1371 and encodes 364 amino acids. NCBI's taxonomy places the organism in Eukaryota, Fungi, Ascomycota, Sordariomycetes, Hypocreales, Hypocreaceae. Gene Ontology annotation, cellular component: nucleoplasm; cytosol.